GUCACUCCUGUAAGGAUCCCUGGGGUGCUAUAAAUACUUCAAGGCUUCAAGCAAACAACAUAGACUACCACUGAGAUCAAGAGAAAAGCUUGUUUAUAUAUAUUAUAUAAUUCGGGUUUUAUAUUACCUUUUGAAGCAAAGAUGUCGAACAUCCAAGAAAAUUUGAAGGCAGGGGAAUCCCAGGUCCAGGAUACAGCCAAUGCAGCCAAAAACAAGACCACUGAUGUAGCUCAAUCAGCUAAAGACAAGACAGUUGAUGCAACUCAAUCAACUAAGGAAUCUGCCCAGCAAGGGAAGGACCAAAGUGCCGGUUUCCUCCAGCAGACAGGGGAACAGGUGAGGAACAUGGCUGAGGGAGCUGUGGGCAAUGUGAAGAGCACACUUGGAAUGGGUGACAAGAAAUGAAGGAAAAACAUCUCUCUGUCUCUCAUUAUGAUGUGGUGCUGCAUUAAUGGAUUUAGGUUUUUCUAAGUUGUCGCAAAAUUGUGUGUUGGGGUGAGAUUUGAGAUUUCUUUUAAGAAAACUCCUCGAUCGGUUGUAAUAAGGCCUAGUCUUUUGUUUUCAAUCUUUUACCUUCUUCAUUGUAGUAGGCAGAUAUAAUAUGGCUUAACAAUAAUGCAAUUGUAAUGCAAAAGAAUUCUGAUUUGUUUCAGUUUCACCUUC
Corylus avellana is the source of this 663-nucleotide messenger RNA. RefSeq lists its product as uncharacterized. The record is from RefSeq and is a predicted model, not a curated record. NCBI's taxonomy places the organism in Eukaryota, Viridiplantae, Streptophyta, Magnoliopsida, Fagales, Betulaceae.